ACCUGCUCUCUUGUGGCCACCUGGGGGUUGCAAUCCUCUCAUCCUGCACCUCUCCAUGGGAUAUGUUCCUUCCCCCAGCCAUUUCCCUCACUCUAGAUGUUCUUGGCAUCAUGAGAUCUGCUGUCGGUGCAGCCAGGCUCUAGAGCUCGAAAUUAGACCCAGCCUCUAGGCGGCUAUGGAUGUUGAGAAUCCCUACAUAGCCGUCGAGAAUUACCUUGGUAUACCCCAGUGCCGUCCUCUGACCCUUGCCACAGAGCUAGAUGGACUUGAGAAAAUCAGCCUGCCCAUCUUGCGGUGUGCCGCUUUGCUGGAUGUAGAUAUUCAGGAUGAUCACAAGCACGAUUGGCAGGCCUACACGUCUAGGGGUGUAUACCGUCGUACAAAUGGUCUCGCACCUGCCCAACUUGACUAGCCCUGGUGUCAACCCUGAAUCAAUCGAUACCAUUGUCCAGGCGAUUGGUGGGUGUGCAUUUAGUAACCCUGAGGCAGGCGUUCGUGCAAUUCGUGUGCGCAAGUACUCCUCACACAUAGGGGCCUUCGACAGGUAGCAUUUCUAUAUCAUUUCUCUCCUUAUUUUCUACUCCCAAUUCCUGUUCAGAACAUCAAUAGCGCGAGCAUUCGAUAUAGUCCCAGUACCGUCAGUAAAUAAGUCAUGUAUAUAAGAUAUGCGAACAUCAUCAAAAUGAUCAGUCGCCUACGCUAUCAUGUAUAUGAGGGUCAUGAUGUAUUUGUACGCAACAAGCAGUGAAAAUUUUGAAAUGCCAGGAUUGUUCUUUGUCAAGAGGUGAGGUAGGUUGUUCAGAC
This is a messenger RNA of Linderina pennispora, 804 nucleotides long. RefSeq lists its product as uncharacterized. The transcript has a single exon. The coding region runs from base 327 to 548 and encodes 73 amino acids. The record is from RefSeq and is a predicted model, not a curated record. Lineage: Eukaryota; Fungi; Kickxellomycota; Kickxellomycetes; Kickxellales; Kickxellaceae.